AUGGCGAACGCGGAGCCGGAGGCCGAAGAGAGCGGCGAGGGCGGCGGCGCCGCCGGGAAUGCCAUGGUCUCCUCUGCUUGGUUCUGGGUCGCAGUGGACAGGAGGGCGAGUCAGCACUUGGGCAGCAUAGCUUGUCUCCCUGUUUCCUGGUCUCCUCUUUCUGUAUUUAAGCAACUGGAAGCCAUUCGAGUCAAGGUCACGUCUGGAGAGACACAAGGUCAGGAGAGGCACAUAUCCACACUGGCCACCAUCCCGCGCAGAAUAACUCGGCCCAGCACAGCACCCGGAAGGAGCCCUGGCCUGAAGAGGCUCAGCGUCACCGGGCCUCAACUGCUCAGGCUCCAGCCUCUCCUGAGAACCAGUCCACAGCCGUCUCACCUGAGCCACUCCCCGCAGCCUCCCAUUCAGGUGUUGGUGCGGAGGCCACUGCCCACCCUCAGCCCAGUCUCUGUGAAGAUAGCCACGGCCCCCAGGGCUCCAGGUGGACAGGGGGCCCCCGCCCUGCCCCCUGAGUCUCCCAGCUCCGCCAGCGUGUCUGUGUCCAACCUGCACACAAAACACACUGAGAAGCGAAAAACAUCUUUGCAUGUGAAAACCCGGUCCGGCCGGAUCUCUCGACCCCCCAAGUAUAAGGCCAAAGACUACAGAUUCAUCAAGACAGAGGAUCUGGCCGACGGCCACCUGUCGGACUCGGACGAUUACUCAGAGCUCAGCGUGGAAGAGGAUGAAGGGCCAAGGGCCAAGGUGGUGCUCUUUGACUCCUCCACCUGUCCCCUGCGGCCCAAAACCUUCAAGUGUCAGACCUGUGACAAGUCCUACAUUGGGCAAGGGGGACUGGCCCGACACUUCAAACUGAACCCAGGCCAUGGCCAGUUGGAGCCCACGGAGCUGCUGCUGCCCCAGAGAGCCAACAGGCACCACCCUCUCAGGCGCACCAAGGACUGGCCUGUUAGCCGGGCUCCCCUGGAAGCGUCCACUCCUACCGAGCUCCGUGACGAAGGGGUCCUCUCCCAGGGUGCCACGGCCGCAGAGCCCAUCCAAGGCAGACGGCAGCAGUGUGAUCCAGAGGGGCUGGCGGCCCCGGCCCUGCCUCGGCGGAGUGCCCUCGUCAUGGUGUUUGAAUUCCUGCUGAUGAAGGUGAAACGAGCUCACGUGUCCCAGCCCUUGUUCCCAGCCGUCUACAAGGAGUUUGAGGAGCUGCACGGGAUGGUUGAGGAGAUGUGUCGCGAUUACCUCAGUAGUUCCGGCCCGUGCCCGCGGGAGGCCCUGGAAAUACGCAACAGCAAGGUUGCCGAGUCCCUUGGAAUCACAGAGGAGAUCCUGAGGGAGAGAGCCAUCCGGCCAGACAUCCUUCCGGGGCAGUGCGCCAGCCUGGAGGCGGAGGCUGGCAUCCAGAAGCGGGAAGGCGAGCCUGUGGAGGGGGCGCUAGCUUCAGUGAAGAGGGCCAGAGGAGAGACCACGCCCAAGGACACCGCCGGGCCUCCGGCUGUCCGCAUAGGAGACAUGGAGAGACUCCGGAGCCAGUGUGCCCCAGCCGCCAGGGAGGGUUGUGGCCAAGUCAACAGGCACUUGUCCCAUCCAGCGGUGGGUGCUGUCAGCGGUGGCGGCGAGCUCCCUGAGGGCCGGCAGCUGAGAGCCGCUGUGGACUUCGGCGCCCAGAGCGGGCCUGUGGGCUGGGCUCCACUGCCCCAGGGUGCCAUGGGGCCGGUUCUCCACGCUCAGUUGGCCCAGGAUGCUGGGGGCAGCCCACCAGGCUUAGCUCCCUGUAGCACCCUGGUGGCAGGUGGUGUGGUCAGGAGCUGUGGCAAUGUGGGCACUGUUACCCUCACGGAUGUCACAGCUCUGUUCCCGGAGGCCAUGCUGGUAGACCAGGCCUGCAGGACUGCGUCAGAGCCUCCGCCCGGCCUGGACAGGCCACCGCCGGCCACCAGGAGCCUUGGGAGCCACGUGGAGGCCAUCAGCCAGUGCCAUGGCCCCAGGGAGCCUGCUGGACCUGCAGAACUGGAGAGCGUUGCUGCUGGCGGGGAAGCUGGAGCCCUGGAGCUCCCCCCUGGGUGCCAGGAACUGUUCUACCCGGGGCCGGAGCAGAUCCUCAUUCAGACUUCAGAUGGGCGCCUCCUGUCCCACCCCGGUUCACUUGUGCCUCGGGAGGAGGACAUUGUCCUAGUGGCCGAGGGAACGGGCGUGCCGCCGGCUGGCCUUCCCUUAGAGGCGGUGGAGGCCCUUCUCGGAGGGCAGUCCGGGCCCUCCUCGUGAGGCCCAGUCAGCCCACACCCUGUGCUGUCUGCAUUUUCUCCAAGGGCGACUUUGGACUGUGUAAUUUUGUAAUGUGAACACUGAUACGCCUUUUAUUUAUAAAGCCUGCCUGCCUGCCCACCGUG
Echinops telfairi (small Madagascar hedgehog) is the source of this 2381-nucleotide messenger RNA. RefSeq names its product zinc finger protein 839 (gene ZNF839). The coding region runs from base 1 to 2256 and encodes 751 amino acids. The transcript is spliced from 8 exons. The record is from RefSeq and is a predicted model, not a curated record. NCBI's taxonomy places the organism in Eukaryota, Metazoa, Chordata, Mammalia, Afrosoricida, Tenrecidae.